Messenger RNA from Parnassius mnemosyne (clouded apollo), 3333 nucleotides. NCBI's taxonomy places the organism in Eukaryota, Metazoa, Arthropoda, Insecta, Lepidoptera, Papilionidae. The record is from the annotation of a GenBank genome assembly.
AUGUCUUCGGAGAAGGAGAAGAUGGCGAUUACCGAGAAGAAGUCGCCGUCUAACAAGAGCAACUGUGCUUCACCUGGAAAGAAAGGUGACACGGAUGAACAUGGCUUGCCUAAAGACAAGGACAAGGGAUAUGACACUAAUCUUUACCUCUACCAUGAGGAAAUCGAAGACCGCCCCCGCGCCGCGACAUUCCUUAGCUCCUUGGCGGAUUACUCCAACACCAUACCGACUGCAUCAGCUGCGGACCCGGAUGCCCCUAAACCAGCGCCUCCAGCUCGAAUGGGCACCCUGAUCGGUGUUUACUUGCCCUGUAUCCAGAAUAUCUUCGGCGUUAUUCUUUUCAUCCGUCUCACGUGGGUUGUCGGCACAGCCGGCGCUAUACAAGGCUUUCUAAUAGUGCUCAUCUGCUGCUGUACGACUAUGCUAACGGCUAUAUCGAUGUCUGCGAUUGCUACGAACGGCGUAGUGCCGGCUGGGGGGUCGUACUUCAUGAUCGGCCGCUCGCUGGGCCCGGAAUGUGGCGGUGCGGUCGGCAUGCUCUUCUAUACGGGGACUACUCUCGCCGCCGCCAUGUACAUCGUCGGUGCUGUUGAAAUUGUGUUGACGUAUAUGGCUCCAUGGAUGUCAAUAUUUGGAGAUUUCACAAAAGAUCCUGAUGCAAUGUAUAACAACUUUCGAGUUUACGGGACCGGGCUACUUCUUAUAAUGGGGAUGGUGGUAUUUGUGGGAGUGAAAUUUGUAAACAAGUUCGCAACUAUUGCGUUGGCCUGUGUAAUUCUUUCAAUCUCUGCUGUCUACGCUGGCAUUUUUGUAAAUUUCAACGGCAGCACCGCUCUUCAAAUGUGUGUCCUCGGAAAACGGCUGCUUAAGGAUAUUAGCAUCGAUAACUGUACAAAGGAAACGGGAGGCGAACUGCAUCAAUUGUUUUGUCCCAAUAACCUUUGUGAUCCUUACUACGAGAGUCAUAAUGUUAGCGUUGUUCAGGGAAUUAAGGGUUUGGCUAGUGGCGUCUUCUUCGACAAUCUACAUGAUUCAUUUCUCACACUUGGAGAAUAUAUCGCAUAUGGCAAGGAACCCGAGGACAUCGAACAAAUGGAAAGGCCCACAUACAAUCAAGUAUACGCUGACCUGACGACCACUUUCACUAUUUUGAUAGGCAUAUUUUUCCCAUCAGUUACUGGUAUUAUGGCUGGGUCAAAUCGUUCCGGUGAUUUAGCAGAUGCUCAAAAGAGUAUCCCUAUUGGAACAAUUUGUGCAAUUUUAACAACUUCUACUGUUUACCUUUCUUGUGUCUUGCUCUUUGCCGGUACUGUGGAUAAUCUGUUACUACGAGAUAAAUUUGGUCAAUCUAUUGGAGGAAAACUGGUAGUAGCAAACAUGGCUUGGCCAAACCAGUGGGUGAUCUUAGUUGGGUCGUUUCUUUCGACCCUUGGAGCUGGAUUGCAGUCGUUAACUGGAGCUCCUCGCUUGCUGCAAGCCAUUGCUAAGGAUGAAAUAAUACCAUUUCUAGCACCUUUUGCUGUAUCAUCUAGCAGAGGUGAACCCACCAGAGCACUGUUGUUGACUAUGGUCAUCUGCCAGUGCGGUAUCCUCCUCGGUAAUGUCGACAUACUUGCGCCGCUUCUCUCAAUGUUCUUUUUAAUGUGCUACGGCUUCGUAAACUUGGCAUGUGCUCUACAAACUCUAUUGAAGACUCCCAACUGGCGUCCACGAUUCAAAUACUAUCAUUGGUCACUUUCUUUUAUUGGGUUAACGUUAUGUAUUUCCAUCAUGUUUAUGACAUCUUGGUUUUACGCAUUGAUUGCCAUGGGUAUGGCAGGUCUCAUCUAUAAAUACAUUGAAUAUCGCGGUGCGGAGAAAGAAUGGGGCGAUGGUUUGCGCGGUCUUGCCCUAUCGGCUGCUCGUUAUUCUUUGUUACGUCUAGAAGAAGGUCCUCCACAUACUAAGAACUGGCGCCCACAGGUCUUAGUACUUGCGAAAUUAAAUGUAGAUUUGAAUCCCAAGUAUCGAAAAAUGUUAGCUUUCGCAAGUCAACUUAAAGCGGGAAAAGGAUUGACAGUUUGCGUGUCAGUGCUUGGUGGAGAUUUCCCACGUCGUUCUAACGAUGCAUUGACUGCCAAACAAAAUCUACGUAGAGUUAUGGAUGAGGAAAAAGUAAAAGGCUUCGUAGAUGUACUCGUAUCUCACAAUAUUGCUGAUGGACUUAGUCAUUUUAUCCAGACAUCGGGCUUAGGAGGGCUUAAACCGAAUACGGUAAUUGUGGGCUGGCCCUAUGGUUGGAGGCAAUCGGAAGACAAACGCACAUGGGAAGUAUUUCUAGACACCGUACGUACCGUCACCGCUGCGAGAAUGGUAAUGCUUGUACCAAAAGGAAUUAACUUCUUUCCUGAUAGCACCGAAAAGAUAUCUGGCAACAUUGAUAUUUGGUGGAUAGUACACGAUGGUGGCAUGCUGAUGUUAUUGCCAUUCCUUCUGAAACAACACCGCACUUGGAAGAACUGUAAGAUGCGCAUCUUCACUGUAGCUCUGUUGGAGGAUAACUCCAUUCAGAUGAAGAAAGACCUUAAGAUGUUCUUAUAUCAACUACGCCUUGAAGCUGAAGUUGAAGUAGUUGAAAUGACGGAUAGUGACAUUUCCGCUUACACCUACGAACGCACUUUGAUGAUGGAACAACGCAACCAAAUGCUUCGAGAACUUAGACUCAAUAAGAAAGAAACUCUCGGAAUGAUGCAAAAUUUGGUGGACUAUCACGAACCAAACGCUGAAGAGAAGUUACCUCUGGUGCAAGCAAUUGUGGAUCAUCAUCAUGCCGACGUAAAGACGGCAAGCAAAGUCCGAUUUGCAGAACCAGGCGCUGGUGAACCAGUGCCUGAUGACGCUCCUUCACCACCCCUCACUGACAAUGACGAAAAGGACAAAGAUGAUAAGGACGAAUUCCGAAGUAGUUUGUUGCACAUAAUCGAUUCAUUGUGGGACUCGCCCGAUGAACAGUCGCAGUGUGAGGGAGUACCGUCGCCGCCUCAUGACGCUGAUAAGAAUAAGGAGACCAACCCCAACGGUGACGCGAUGAAAUCUAAGCCCAACAUGCCAAAUAUCACACCUGACGAGGGUACGGUUAGAAAAAUGCACACAGCAGUGAAGUUGAAUGAAGUAAUAGUAUCCCGGUCUCACGACGCACAACUAGUAAUACUGAACUUACCGGGGCCACCUCGUGACACCGAGCUUGAAAUGGAGUCCAACUAUAUGGAAUUCCUAGAAGUGUUGACAGAGGGAUUGGAAAAAGUUUUGAUGGUGCGCGGCGGAGGACGCGAGGUCAUCACCAUCUACUCGUGA